Molecule: messenger RNA, 2343 nt
Organism: Balaenoptera ricei (Rice's whale)
Lineage: Eukaryota; Metazoa; Chordata; Mammalia; Artiodactyla; Balaenopteridae
Gene: PSAPL1
Product: prosaposin like 1
Biological process (GO): sphingolipid metabolic process
Cellular component (GO): lysosome
Source: RefSeq, a predicted model, not a curated record
AUGGCACAAGGCAGCUGCGAGGAUGAUGGGGAGGGCGUGGUCAGCGGGGCCAGCACCAGCUGUGGGGGGCUGGGGGCCCCUCACGUGGUGCGGGAGAACUUGUGUGCAGGAACCAGGCUGCUUCUGAGCAGGAAUGAAGAGGAGAUGGUCUCAGCUGAAGCCUUGUUCAUGAAGCCCGACGCUGCUGGGAACCGCAGGGUCCCAGGAUCCAUCUUUGAUGGCAGCAGCGUCUUCCUGGCAGGUGGCAGAAGCCAGGAUUCCUGUCCUGAGCCUGCUUCCCUGGAUGUGGAGCCCGGAGGACUCCAGAUGCUGGCUCUCACUGCCAUGACUCUGGCGGGGGCCGUGGUCUCUUCCUCGGUUGUUACUGUGAAGCCGCGGCCCCAAGGGGGGCUCUCUGAGGGCAGCCAGUCCCCGGAGCACGUGCGUCUCAACGUGAGGGGCGGCGUGGGCAAGCUGACCCCAUCCGUGGGAGUUGGGGGCACAGGCCUGGCUGUGGGGUGGGCCCGGCUUCCCGGGGGCUGUCUGACCUCCCAGAGACGGUACUUGGGUCAAUCCGACCUCCACUUCUCGGAAGCAACAACGGCCCUUAGCAUCAGGCUCUGGGCGCUGCUUCUCCGGCCCAGCCUCCUGGGCGCCACCCCGGCCGGCUCCAUCUCUGGCCCUGAGGAGUGUGCAAGGGCUCGGCGGUGCGGCAUCGGGACCUGCAGGUGGCAACGAGGUGCGGGCCGGUGGGGCGGGGGGGGGCACUGCCGCAGCACCGCCUGGGGCCAGCCCUCCGCCAAGUGCCUGCCCUGCGCCGUGUGCCCGGACGUGGCGGCCGCUGCCAGCAAUGCACUGAACCCCGAGGCCAUGGAGACCGACCUGGCUGUGGUGAUGAAGAAGACUCCGAGCCAGGAGUCUUCGGCCAAGUGCAAGGGGACGGUGGACGCCCACGGCUCGACCAUCCUGAGCGUGCUCGGCGGGGCCCCGGGCAGCGCCCCGGCACGGGUGUGCCAGCCACCGCGGAGGCUACCGGCCACCCCGCGACCGCUCUCCGAGGAGGACACAUCCGAGGUGGUAGUCCCAUCCAUGGCCAGUGGGCCCCUCAGCUCCCGACCUCCACGGAUUCCCGUGAGCACAGGGUGCCAGGGCUGUGUCUGGCCGGUCACCCGGCUCCGGGACACCGUGGGGCCCAAGCUGUCCAACCGGGUGGAGGUGACCACAAGGGAGCAGUGCGAGUCCCUGGGGCCGGGCCUGACUCUCCUCUGCGAGGACUACAUCUGCCAGCUUUUUGCCCCUCCCGAGCAAAGACUGAGGCUCGUGCCGCCAAAUGAGACCUGCAGGAAGGAGGGCUUCUGUGAGGAGCCGAAGGAACGGGCCCACCUGGCUCACGCAGCUGCUGUGGACGGGGUCCCUUGGCUGGCGCUGGCGUCGCCGAGGAAGAAGGGUGAGGUCCAGAGGAAGGCUGGCAUGCCCUGUGAAGUGUGUCUGCAGGUGGUCCAGAAGGUGCUGGAAUCCAACAGCAGCAAGCUCGUCAGCCGCGCCCUGGAGCGUGUGUGCUCGGUGCUACCCGCUCCCGUGGUCCAGAAGUGCGUCAGCUCGGUGGAUACCUACGGCCCUUCCUUGGUGGAACUCCCGACCAGAGCCACCGCAGAGAAGCUGCGCACGUGCACGCGGCUGUACGGCAGAUGGAGGCGGGCCUGGGCAGCCCACGAGGGUCCUACGACGCUGCCACCGCCCCCGCUGGGAAAGGAGAACCAGGGCAGCUUCUGCAGUGGAGGCAAGUGGCUUCUUGGCAUGUCCGCCCACAACCUGCAGCAGCAGAGCACCAAGCGCCGCGUCCUGAGGGCCUUCAAGGGCGUCUGCCGCAUCCUGCCGCUGCCCCUCAUGGUACAGUGCGACCACCUCAUAACCGAUUGCCAGCCCGUGCUCAUCGAGACCCUCGGGGAAACGAUGGACCCCACGGCCCUGUGCGCGAAGAUGGCCUACCACGCUCCCACGGCAGCGCUGCUGGGCACCGACCGGAGCAUCCUGGCACCGAGCUUCUGGUGCAAGAGCCAGGAGGCCGCCGAGACGCGCUGCUCCGCGGAGCACUGCCAGAGCCACGUGUGGAGAGAGACGCCCUCCCCACGCUGGAGAGCACGCGUGACCACGGCCGCCCGAGACCCGGCGCCGGCCAGCACCCCCCACCCCCGGGAGGCCCUCAUCUCCCCGAACCCCACAGGAACCCUACAAGGUGGAUCGGAGCUAGCUGACUGCGCUGCCGCCGCCCAGCGCACUGCCCCGACUCUCCAUCCCUGUGCUGUGGCUGACGGUGCGUGGGGCCUGGCGCUGGCCGCUGGGGCCCCCUCUACACCUUGCUGA